Molecule: messenger RNA, 1339 nt
Organism: Capsicum annuum
Lineage: Eukaryota; Viridiplantae; Streptophyta; Magnoliopsida; Solanales; Solanaceae
Product: glutamyl-tRNA reductase-binding protein, chloroplastic
Exons: 5
Coding region: 133-1116 (327 amino acids)
Cellular component (GO): chloroplast
Source: RefSeq, a predicted model, not a curated record
AGAAGGGAAUGGGUAAAAACUCAAAAACCAUAAAGCUAAUAAAAAUAAAGAGCGACAAAAAAUUGAGGGGCAAAUAAAAAGUAGAUUGUGAGUAUUUUUUUUUUUUUUCCAAUCCGAAAAGUAGAUGUUGCAAUGACGACCCACCUUCUUCCAACUUCAACCACUCUUGUUCUUCUUCCUCCCUCCACUCGUCUCUCUAAAAAUAAUAAUAUUGCAGCUCAAUUUUGCUUCCCCAAAACCCCAAGAUUGAGAUUUUCAAAGUGGCAAUGUGCUGCUGCUGUUUCCCUUGUUUCUCAGCCGCCAAUUCCUCAAUCUGAAGUAGGAGGAGUCAGCAACAAUGGCAAGCCCUUUCCAGCUGAGGUUUCCAGGACGAUUCUCGAAUUAUCUUCGGUUGGGACAUUAUCCACCCCGACCCAAGAUGGUUGGCCUUUAGGGAUUGCUGUCCGUUUCGCUGUUGACCCUCAUGGAUCUCCUCUAAUCUUUCUCAAUCACUCCACUUCCAAAUUCGCACCCGAUUCCAAGUCUACCCUCCUUGUUCAGUUAGAGCAAUAUGGGUUGCGGACACCACAGUGCACCAUACUGGGGACGCUACAAAAACCACUAGAUGCCACAGCUUUGAAGAAGCUUCAUUCAGUUUGGGAAAAACGAUUUGGGCAUGAAGUAGAUGAGGAUCGCUUAUUUUCGCUUUCUGUGGAACGGGUACUUCAAAUUGAAGAUUUUGCUGAGGAUGGAAUUUGGGUCACUUCAUCAGAGUACAAGUCAGCAAACCCUGAUCCUCUUCGAGACUUUGCAGAAAGAAUGAUAGAAGAGAUAAAUACUAACAAUAGAGAAGAUAUCUUACGGUUUUGCAACAUCUAUAUAGAUUUGGAUUUCCAGGUUUGCGAUGCGAAGAUGCUUUGGGUUGAUAGAUUAGGUUUUGACGUGCGGUUCAGGUCUCCUCGGAAUGAUGUAUUUGAAGCUCGUAUCCCUUUUCCGAGAGAAGUUAGGGAUGAGAAGGGUGCAAAAUCAUCUUUCAACUGUAUGUCUCAGCUUGCUUGGGAAGUAGAAAAGAAUUUCCAUGCUGCUGAGUUUGAAAAGGUGAAACAACUGAAAAAGAUGGAGCACGGAGGACUCUGAAUCAAAUUUUGGGCAUGUCUUUGCAGUUUUUCUUAUGCAAUUUGUCAUAUGUUGAUGUACCUACCAUACAUACUUUAUUCUGGGGUGAUGAAUGUUAAUAUUUUCAUUAGAAUUGCAGCGGGAAUGUAAAUGUGGUGGAAGAACAUGUUCAUCAUCUCUUGAUAAGCUGCCGGCUAAUGAUGUUCUUCUCUUAACAUUCCAAUCGAAAAGCUUAGUUGGGUGA